AUGGGCAUGGACUUCAGCACGCUCCGGUCCCUCAUCACCAGAUACUGUGUGGGGGAGGAGACCUGGGUGGACAGUCGGACCAUCUACAUCGGUCACAAAGCUCCGCCUCCGGGGACAGAGGCCUUCAUCCAGCAGCGUUACCCUGACAACCGUAUCACCUCCUCCAAGUACACCUUCUGGAACUUCGUCCCCAAAAACAUGUUCGAGCAGUUCAGACGAGUCGCCAACUUUUACUUCCUCAUCAUUUUCUUAGUCCAGCUGAUCAUUGACACUCCCACCAGCCCCGUGACCAGCGGACUGCCCCUAUUCUUUGUCAUCACCGUCACAGCCAUCAAACAGGGUUAUGAGGACUGGCUCAGGCACAAAGCCGACAACUCCAUCAACAAGUGUCCAGUUCAUGUGGUCGACAACGGGAGAGUGACACGCAAACAGAGCCGCAAUCUGAGGGUGGGGGACGUGGUGUUUGUGAAGGAGGAUGAGACGUUUCCUUGCGACCUCGUUCUUCUGUCCACGUCCAGACCCGACGGCACCUGCUUCGUCACCACUGCCAGUUUAGACGGAGAGAGCAGCCACAAGACGUACUACGCAGUGCAGGACACUAAAGCCUACAUCACAGAGGAGGAAGUUGACUCUAUUCACGCCACCAUCGAGUGCGAGCAACCGCAGCCCGACCUCUACAAGUUUGUGGGCCGUAUCCACGUCUACAUGGACAGUGAACCAGUGAGCAGACCGCUGGGAUCUGAGAACCUGCUGCUGAGAGGAGCCACUCUGAAGAACACAGAGCACAUCUACGCUGUGGUGAUCUACACCGGGAUGGAGACCAAGAUGGCCCUGAACUAUCAGAGCAAGUCUCAGAAGAGGUCUGCAGUGGAGAAGUCCAUGAACUCGUAUCUGGUUGUGUAUCUGUUCAUCCUGAUUAGCAAGGCGCUGGUGAACACUCUUCUGAAGUACGCGUGGCAGGCGGCUCCAGAACGAGACGAGCCGUGGUUCAACCAACGCACUGAGGCGGAGCGGCAACGGCACAUCGUGAUCAGGGCCUUCACAGACUUCCUGGCCUUCAUGGUGCUCUUUAAUUACAUCAUUCCCGUUUCCAUGUACGUUACUGUGGAAAUGCAGAAGUUCCUGGGCUCCUACUUCCUGAUGUGGGACGACGACAUGCUUGACCCAGAGCUGGGAGAGAGAGCUGUGGUCAAUACGUCAGACCUCAACGAAGAACUGGGACAGGUGGAGUACGUGUUCACAGAUAAAACUGGAACUCUGACAGAAAACAACAUGGAGUUCAUCGAGUGCUGCAUCGGAGGAAGUGUUUAUGUGCCUCACGCAAUCUGCAACGGACAGGUGAUGUCUGGAGCUGGGAUGGACAUGAUCGACACGUCUCCAGGUCCCAGCGCCAGAGACCAGGAGGAGCUGUUUUUCCGUGCCCUCUGCCUCUGCCACACGGUGCAGGUGAAGGAGGAGGAGACUGUGGAUGGAAUCAAGUUGGGAAUCCACCAGGGGAAGUCCACCUCCUUCUACAUCUCCUCCUCUCCUGAUGAAGUGGCCCUGGUGGAAGGCAUGAAGAAAUUGGGAUUCACGUAUCUGCGGCUCAAAGACAGUCACAUGGAGAUCCUGAACCGGAACGACGAGAUCGAGAGGUUUGAGUUGUUAGAAGUGCUGACGUUUGAUUCUGUGCGGAGGAGGAUGAGCGUCAUCGUCAGGGCUGCCUCCGGAGAGUUGUUCCUGUUCUGUAAAGGAGCAGACUCAUCCAUUUUCCCUCGAGUCGUGUCCGGGAAGAAAGAUGAGGUGAAGGCACGAGUGGAGCGCAACGCUGUGGAGGGCUUGAGGACCUUGUGUGUGGCGUAUCGCAGACUCUCGGCGCAGCAGUAUGCAGAGGUGUGUGGUCUUCUGUCCGAGGCUCGCUUGGCUCUGCAGGACCGCGACAAGAGACUUGCCGACGCCUACGACCGCAUCGAGACCGAGCUAAUCCUGCUGGGAGCAACGGCUGUGGAGGACAGGUUGCAGGAGAAGGCGGCUGACACCAUCGAGUCGCUGCACAAAGCCGGGAUGAAGGUGUGGGUUCUGACGGGAGACAAGAUGGAGACGGCCACCGCCACAUGCUACGCCUCCAAGCUGUUCCGACGCACAACGGUGAUUCUGGAGCUGACGACCAAGAGGACAGAAGAACAAAGCCUCCAUGAUGUGCUGUUCGAUUUGAGCAGGACGGUGCUGAGGCCAGAUCUGUCCUCAGACCUCGGAGAGUUCUCAGACUUCGGUCUCAUCAUCGAUGGAGCGACUCUGUCCGCGGUGCUCAGACCUGAAGAAUCCAACUGUGGAAACUACAAAGACAUUUUCCUGGAAAUCUGUAGAAACUGCAGCGCGGUGCUCUGCUGCCGCAUGGCCCCUCUACAGAAGGCCCAGAUUGUGAAGUUGAUAAAAAUGUCUAAAGAACAUCCCAUCACUCUGGCGAUCGGAGACGGAGCCAACGAUGUCAGCAUGAUCCUGGAGGCUCACGUGGGCAUCGGCAUCAUGGGUAAAGAGGGGCGGCAGGCCGUCAGGAACAGUGACUACGCUCUGCCCAAGUUCAAACACCUGAAGAAGCUCCUGUUGGUUCACGGACACUACUACUACAUCAGAAUAUCACAGCUGGUGCAGUAUUUCUUCUACAAGAACGUCGUCUUCAUGUUUCCUCAAUUUUUAUACCAGUUUUUCUGUGGAUUCUCGCAACAGCCGCUGUAUGACACGACCUACCUGACCCUGUACAACAUCAGCUUCACGUCUCUGCCGAUCCUCGCCUACAGCCUCCUGGAGCAGCACAUCAGCACCGACAUCCUGAAGAAGGACCCCUCGCUCUACAGGGAUAUCGGAAGGAACUGCCUCCUAAGAUGGCCGACGUUCGUGUACUGGACGCUGCUGGGCGUGUACGAGGCCGUGGUCAUGUUCUUUGGAGCUUACUUCCUAUUCGACAACACCACAUUUACCAGCAACGGACAGCUCAUGACGUCCAACACUCAGAUGAUGUUUGGAAACUGGACGUUUGGGACACUGGUUUUCACUGUUCUGGUUUUCACGGUCACCUUCAAGUUGGCGCUCGACACUCACUACUGGACCUGGAUCAACCACUUUGUGAUCUGGGGCUCGCUGCUCUUCUAUGUGGUCUUCUCUCUUCUGUGGGGAGGGAUCAUCUGGCCGUUCCUGAACUACCAGCGCAUGUAUUACGUCUUCAUGCAGAUGUUGGCGAGUGGCCCGGCCUGGCUCAGCAUCAUCCUGCUCACCACGGCCUGCUUAGUGCCUGAUGUGGCCAAGAGUGUCCUGUGGAGGGCGCUGUGGCCUAGCACCACAGAGAAGAUCCAGGUGCUUGCUGGUAAACGUUACCGCUCCUCUCUCCAUCUCGCAGACCGCUUGUACCAGGGACACCUCGCAGACUUCACCCCACUCACCUCACUCCGCUCUGGGCUCGAGCAGGACCAGCACAGCCGGUGGCAACAGGAGGACCAGCACAGCAGACCGACCUGGUGUGGGCCGUGUGCCAGCGCUCUGCCCCGGACCUCCCCCUGA
Messenger RNA from Knipowitschia caucasica, 3534 nucleotides. The record is from the annotation of a GenBank genome assembly. NCBI's taxonomy places the organism in Eukaryota, Metazoa, Chordata, Actinopteri, Gobiiformes, Gobiidae.